Molecule: messenger RNA, 444 nt
Organism: Strongyloides ratti
Lineage: Eukaryota; Metazoa; Nematoda; Chromadorea; Rhabditida; Strongyloididae
Product: Golgin subfamily A member 7/ERF4 domain-containing protein
Exons: 3
Coding region: 1-444 (147 amino acids)
Biological process (GO): peptidyl-L-cysteine S-palmitoylation; protein targeting to membrane
Cellular component (GO): palmitoyltransferase complex
Source: RefSeq, a predicted model, not a curated record
AUGAAUGAAGUUACAAAUAUUUGUUUAUCAUCAUGCCGUAAAGUUUUUGUAGAAAGAAAUUAUAAGAAUGGUAUAUAUAAAACAUGUUUUACAGAACAAAUGCCAGAACAAUUACAUUCUUGUGUAUCAUAUGAAGAUUGGAUAAAAACUAUAAGAACUAUUAAUAAUUUAUUUGAAGAAUUAGAAAAAACAAGUAGAAAAAGUUUUAUAAUAACUAUAAUAACAAUUUUAACAUGUACAAUAGGAAGUAUUUUGGGUAAUAUUGAUACCAAAAAGAGGAAGAAAAAUAUAUUAGAUUUUAUACACCGUCAAAAUGAGGAAAUUUUUCAUCCUGCCGGUUUUCACAUAGAUAAUCCUUUUGAAUAUGGCUUAAGAAUGAUCCAAAUAUCCAUCUUGUCAACGGGAAAAAUAAUUGACCGUAUAAAAUCACAUAAUAAUGACUAA